Diversispora eburnea is the source of this 1536-nucleotide messenger RNA. The record is from the annotation of a GenBank genome assembly. Lineage: Eukaryota; Fungi; Glomeromycota; Glomeromycetes; Diversisporales; Diversisporaceae.
AUGGCAACUAAAAUUUCCACGGAAUUAUUGAUUAUGAUUUUAAAUAAUGUUCAAUCAACUCAAGAUUUAUAUUCAUCAUUUUUAGUUAACCGAUUCUGGUGUAAAGUUACUGUACCUAUACUUUGGGAAUUACCUUUGGGUCAAGAAUGUUGUACAGAUGAUAAGAAGUUGAGGAAGAAAGCAUUAUGUAUUCGAACUUAUAUAUCAUGUAUGAAUACUCACACUAGAACUUUACUUACUCAAAAUGGAUUGGAUUUAUCAUCAUCACCACCUCAAACCACUUUUGAUUAUCCAUCUUUCACUCAUAAAUUUAUAGUUAAUAAUUUAGUUAAUUUUAUUUCCAAAUAUUUACCACAAAUUAUUGAUCCGGAUCAAGAUAAUUGCAAUAUUGGUGAUGAGACUUAUGAGGAAAUCGUCAUAAACAAAUCGAGAAUAUUAUUUAGUGAGAUAUGUAAAUUAAUAAUAGAUCAUUGUACAUAUUUAGAUUCUUUCGAAAUGACGGGAGCCAAAUGUUUUUCUAGGAAUUUUCUAGAUUAUGGUGAUUUAAUUGGUUCAAUUUUCAAGUUAUCUGGUGCCUCGAAAGUAUUUAAGAAAUUAGAAAGCUUUACUUCGACGAUAGAAAAUAAUGAACAGAUUUAUCCAUUAUAUGAAUCAUUAAAACUAAUUUGUGAUAAUAUUUUAAAUAUGGAUUUGAAAUUGGACUUAUAUUUUCAAGUACAAUUAUUAGCGGAACUUAUAAGUGCUCAAAAACGUUUGGAAAAUCUAUCAAUUGGGGCUAAAUAUUAUCAAGAUUAUAAUUCAAUAUUUCGGGCUAUCAUUAGUCAAAAAGAAACAUUAAAGUGUCUUCGUUUAAAUUUUUUAAUCUUUCAUCACUUCGAGAGAAAAUCAUCACCAAUUGGACGAUUUACUUCACUUCAAGAACUUUAUAUUGAAGAUUGUCAUGGAUUACAUAAAUGGAAUUGUUUAUCCUUGGCUGCAGCAUUUACUCAAUUAAGUAGUUUUCAUUUUAUAUAUACAUAUAAAGGGUAUCCACAAAAAUUUAUUGUGAAAAUUCUCGAAACAGCCAAUGAAAAUUUAAGAAAUAUCCGUCUAAGUUUAUAUGACACAAUUCCAUUUGAUAUAUUUUCGGCCAUUUUAAAUUAUUGCACAAAUAUUACCGAAUUAACUUUAUUAAAUUUAAGUUCUGAACAAGUAAUAGCAAUAUUUAAUAAUAAUUUUAAUGAAUUAAGAAAUUUUUCAUUUGAUUGUGGAAUGGAAAGAAUUGAUGCUGAUAAAUUAUUAUGUCAAAUGGCCAAAAAUGUACCGGAAUCACUUGAAACUAUUGAAAUUAGAAUGAAUUAUUAUAAUCCAUGGAUAUUUAGUGCUGAUGAUUUAAGAAAAUUCUUUGAAGGGUGGUGUCGUAAAGGAAGAGAAGGAAAUAAAAAGAUUAUUGUAAAACGUUCAGAACAGUUAAGACGAUCGAGAUUUAAAUUAAGUGAUGAACAUUUUAAAGUUAUUAAAGAAUAUGGACUUAAAUCAUUAUAUUUAAUGAAUUAA